AUGAAAAGAGGUGAGUGUAAUGUGAAUACAUUACCUUCCAAACAAAUUUAUGCAAAAUUCGAAGAAAACAAGAAUGGUGGCAAACAAAUAUGUUCGGACAUCAGCACCUGGACAGAGGGAAUAUUGGAUAUUUUAGGGAAUAAGUUGAAACAGAAUCAUAUGGGCGCAGUUAAACCGGAAGAAAUUGCGAAUGUUUGGUGUUCCAUAUCUAAAUUAAAUACAAAGGAGAAGGAACCACCCCCAUCUUGUAAGGUGGGGGUGGUGUGUAAUUUUUUUUAUUUCUGGUUAGGAGACAAACUAGAAGGAAAAUUGCAAGGAGGAAAUGCUAAACUUAAGGAAGUUAUACAAAGCUUCUUCAAUAAGUUGAGCGAUUCCACCGGAUUGUGUGCUAGCACUUUUUUAAGCAGUACCAUGGACACAACUUUCCUCAAGCAAAGAAAAAAAGUCUUCGAUUAUUAUUAUGACUACCAAACCAUAUGGAACCAAAUAAAAAAUUCCGGAUCCGAUGGGUCUUCCUGUGCACAGAAAUAUGAUAGCUACCUAAAUGGUGUUGAGGAAAUUAGUACAGAUGGUGGAGCUGAUGAUGCAUAUAGAAAAGUACAAGCAAAUUGUCCCUCUAAUGGGGGUGAUAACUUCUGUACAGAAUUCUGGAAGAAAAAGUUCCAGCAAAAUGGUCAUGGUGGUUGUGGUAGCAAACCUAUCCCACCACCAUCACAACUGAAAGAAAAGGCAACGUCCCCAGAGGAGGUCCUUCCACCAGCAUCGGACGAAGAGGAUAGUCUGGAUAGUUGCUUAACACAGUUGCUUUCACAACAUUCAGAAAUUACUUCAUUAGCGGGGAAGGAAGCGUCAACAGAUCAGUUGCCACAGGGGGGAGCUGGUGGUGGUACCACCACUCCCGUUGUUGCCUCUUCUGCAUUAGGAAUAGUUGGACUACCUGCAUUGGCAUUCUUUUUGUAUAAGGUAAAAUUACCAUUAUAA
Messenger RNA from Plasmodium coatneyi, 981 nucleotides. Its product is annotated as KIR protein. The transcript is spliced from 2 exons. Bases 1 to 981 code for a protein of 326 amino acids. The record is from RefSeq and is a predicted model, not a curated record. Lineage: Eukaryota; Apicomplexa; Aconoidasida; Haemosporida; Plasmodiidae.